This is a messenger RNA of Mangifera indica (mango), 1288 nucleotides long. Its product is annotated as binding partner of ACD11 1-like. The coding region runs from base 114 to 1049 and encodes 311 amino acids. The record is from RefSeq and is a predicted model, not a curated record. NCBI's taxonomy places the organism in Eukaryota, Viridiplantae, Streptophyta, Magnoliopsida, Sapindales, Anacardiaceae. The transcript has 6 exons. Gene Ontology annotation, molecular function: RNA binding.
GUUACCGUCCGUUUAACUGAAUUAAUAACCAUCCUACUCAAAACCCAAAUUAAUCAAGCUUUCUCCCUUCUUUUCCUCUUCUUCUUUCUGGGAUCCCAUAUAUCACUCUUCCAAUGGCUGUCCCAGGGGACCAUUCUGAGCUAAAUGUCACAGCGGUUCCUCAGCCUACUACCACACCAAACUGGACAAUCAAUGUCCCAGAUAUAAGAACAAUCAAGGUUGAUAAUAUUUCAAUAAAUGCUUCCGAGUGGGAUAUCACAGAAUUCUUCUCUUUCUCUGGAGAUAUUCAGUAUGUUGAAAUGCAAAGGGAGAGUGAGACAUCUCAGCUCGCUUAUGUAACCUUCAAGGAGCCACGAGGGGCAGAGACAGCAAUACUCCUGUCGGGAUCCACCUUCUCUGGCCUUCCUGUGACAGUUACCACAGUGGAGGAUUAUCAGUUGCCUCCAGAAGCUCUUCCACUCAACUUGGGAAAUAAUCCACCUGCUACCGAAACUGCUUUUAAAAAGGCUGAAGAUGUGGUAAGUACCUUGCUGGCAAAGGGCUAUGUCUUGGGAAAGGAUGCCAUCAACAAGGCAAAGGCCCUUGAUGAACAGCAUCACGUGAUAUCAAAUGCAUCUGCCACAGUUUCAUCCAUUGACAGUAAGAUGGGUCUGAGUGAAAAGCUAAGCAUGGGAACAGCUAAAGUCAAUGAAAAGUUGAAAGAGGUUGAUGAGCAGUUCCAGGUAUCGGAGAAGACGACAACUGCCUUGUCAGUUGCUGAACAGACUGCAAGCAAUGCAGGAUCUGCUAUCAUGAGCAAUCGUUACAUAUUAACCGGAGUUACAUGGGUUUCAAGUGCUCUUAGCGCAGUCACUAAGACGGCCGAGGAUGUUAGCACGAUGACCAAAGAGAAGAUUGAGAAGGCUGAAGAGGAGAAAAAGGAGGCCAUUUUCAGGGAAAGGACUGGAAUCAUUAAUGAUUUUUCACAGGUUCAUCUUGACAGCCCUACAGCAGGAGACCCUCCCAUUCUUCCAAUUGAUUCAACUGACAGUAAGCUUGGAAAUAUAUGAUUGCAUUGGAUUUUCUAGCAUAGCUAUUCUUCUGAUUUCCCUCUAUGAUAAACUUCUAUACUGGCUUUUAUUUUACAUACAAUGCUUGCUAGUAGUUCACUGCCAGGCAAUUUAACAUCAGUCUUGACUGUCACCCUGCACCUUGUUAAUGAAUGUGCACCUCAUGGAUGAUCCUGAUGUAUUACUGAAAGCUUUAAGUGACUUAAAAAGAAAUGGAAAAAAAUAAUAUAUUUAGUCCA